This is a messenger RNA of Exophiala viscosa, 963 nucleotides long. RefSeq names its product WLM domain-containing protein. Bases 1 to 963 code for a protein of 320 amino acids. Lineage: Eukaryota; Fungi; Ascomycota; Eurotiomycetes; Chaetothyriales; Herpotrichiellaceae. The transcript has a single exon. Gene Ontology annotation, molecular function: proteasome binding. The record is from RefSeq and is a predicted model, not a curated record.
AUGAAGGUUCAAUAUCGAGAUGAGUCGCUCGAGUUCGAGGACGUCGCGGAGCAGACGGUCAGCGAUUUGGCUGCGAAAUGCGCCGAGAAGAUCGGCGCCGACGUCGAGCGAGUCUCCCUGUUCUUUCUCCCAAAACCAGGUUUACUGAAACAUCCUUUCGCGGGCCGCAAGUUGAGCGAUUUCCUUACUCCUACCACCCGAAUUAAACUCAUCGGUACUCCCAAUGCUGAGGCCAAGAAAAUGGCCGAUAUGGGCGCCGCCAGUCAGAGACCCAGUCGCCCCAGCAGCUUCAAACCAGUCAAGGCGAACAAAGCACGAGACUGGAAGAAGGUUCAAGAAGAAAGCACGUACACAUUCCAUGCUAUUGAACCAUUGCCAUACCUACCCAAUCCUGAAAAGAGCAGAAGGUUUCUCGAGCGACUUGCGAACGAUCCGGGAAUCAAGGCGUCCAUGCGCAAGCACAAGUUCAGCGUUGGCCUUCUGACAGAGAUGAACCCUGCCGAACAUACCACCCAUGAAUCUAGGACGUUGGGCCUAAACCGAAAUGCAGGCGAGGUCAUCGAGUUGAGGUUACGGACGGACGGAUACGACGGCUACAGAGAUUACAAGGUCAUUCGCAAAACCUUGUGUCAUGAGUUGUCGCACAAUGUCUGGGGUGAACAUGAUCGCAACUUUUGGAAUCUGACGAAAGAGAUCGAACAGGAGGUGGAGCGCAACGAUACAUUACAUGGAGGACACCGUCUCUCUAGCGAGGAGUUCUAUGACCCAAAUGACACGUACGACGAUGCAGAACAUGCAGACCAUGGAGGUUGGACUGGAGGUGACUUCGUCCUGGGAAGGUCCAAGGACGGUGCGAGCGAUGAAGGCUUGAGCAGGCGCGAGAUCAUUGCCCGUGCGGCGAUUUCUAGGCAGCAGAAGGAGAGGGAGGCGAGGGAGCGGCAAGAAACGCCGCCGUCGUCGUGA